AUCAUUAAAAAAAAAAACUACAACAAUAUCGUCGAGAGAUUACAUAUAUCUCAAGCAAGAAGAAGAAGAACUACAGUUGGGGCCCAGCAUCUUGGUUAGGCGCCAUGACAGCGACGUCUUCGACGACAGCUGCGUCAACGCCGGCAGCGGCAGCGGCUGCAUACGCAAUGAAACGCAGUUCCAGUUCAACGGUUAAGCCCCUCUUAGCGAUUUUAAGCAUUUUCACAUUGCUGCAUAGUUCGCAAUCGCUUCAAUUGGGUGAUAGAUGUCAGCAUGAUAUGGAUUGUACAGACUUCAUAAAGGGCAGCAGUUGUUCAUCGGAAGGCUAUUGCGAGUGUGCGCCAUAUUUUGUACAAUUGGAUAACCAAAGAUGUUUGUCAUCUCAAUUGCUGGGCGGUGAUUGCCAACUGAGUGAGCAAUGCUCAAUGAAGGUGGCCAACAGCAGCUGCUUGGAUGGGGCCUGCCGAUGCGUCGAGGGAUUCUUGCAAUUCCGCAAACAUACAUGUCUGGGUCCUGCCCAUCCUGGAGCUGUUUGUUAUAGCCAUGCCCAUUGUCAAAUGUUUGAUAGCCGCACCCAUUGCGAUUUUUUAAUACCAAAUCUGUUUGGACGUUGCCAAUGCACUGCGCCAGCCAAAAUGGUGGGUGGUCUAUGUAUAGCCCAGGCGGCAGAUGAAAUCGAUGAGCAGCAGCCAACGGUUGAGAAGGCAAGCACCACAUCCACCACAACGACUACGACAACAACACGAAAGACCACCACAACGCCAAGAACAACAACAACCACAACAACACCAACGCCCACAACAACAACAACAACAACAACAACCAGAGCAACAUCUGCCCCAGAAUCAACCUUCAUAUUGGAAGAUGAACUACCAGCUAGCGUGGAAGAACAAACUCUUGAAGAAGAUGAUAGUGAGUCUAGCAAAUUGCGACCAGAAAUCAAUGACUUGGAUAAUGGUGAGAAAUUGGAAACAGAAGCCAUUGCCAUUGAUAUGGCCCACGAAGAGACCGAAUUGACCCAACAGCAGCAAUUGGAGGAGGAGAAUCUAAUCAAGCCCAUGUCAGAGAAGAUCCCAGAAUCGUUGCCACAAACAACCACGGGCAGUCAACAGUUGCUCACUCCCGCCGAUGUGCUGCCCACUGAAAAUGCGGAGGCUGUCGAAUCGGAGACCGAAACGGCACCCACAGAUGAUUAUCCUUAUAAAAUUGAUGAGGAAUAUGUCGAGGAAAAUGAAAACAAACCCGAAACUCAUGACAAGCCUCCAUCCACCCAUGCCGAAGAGGAGGUCAAUGAGGAAGUUGUUGAGGAAGCUUCUGGGUCAGAUGAUACCAUGAAAUUUGAUUACGAAGAGGAGGAGCACCAUCAUCAACAACAACAACAACAUCAAGACGAAGUGUUGGAGGCAACCACCCAGAACUAUCAACUUGAAGAUGAGCAAGAAAACGAAAAGGAGCAUGAAGAUGGAGAGCGGGAACCGGAGACGGCUGUUGUUAAUGAUGAAUUGAUACCCGUGAAUGAAAAUGUUGGAGAAAUUGAAAGUGUGACUAAGGUGUCAAACAUUGAGCAGCAGGAAGAGGAGGCAGAAGAGGAGCAUGCCCAGUCUUCUGGCGAUGAUGAAAUGCCACAGCCACCAACCAGAACAGAAGAGCCCGAAGAAACCGAGGCUAGCCUGGCAGCAACUGAAGCUGCAGAAAUUGAGGCAAACGAGGAGCAGCAGCCGGUGCAGGAGCAGGAGCAUCAGCAAGUGACCGCCACUGAAAUCGAUGAGGCAGAACAAAGCGCCGACAUCAAGCCGACAAGUGACGAAGAUGAUUUAAAUGAAGCCAAUCAAUUAAAACCAGAGCAAGAGCAAGUGCAAGAGCAAGAGCCAAUUCCAGUUCCUUCACUAGCUGAAGAAAUUCAUGUAGAUGAUCAGGUUGAAAUAGAUGCCACAACAGAGCCACAACAAAUCAAGCAACAAGAGGCAGAGGCAGAGGCAGAGACUGAAACAGAAACAGAAACAGAGACACAGCCUGAGACGGAACCAGAGACAGAGGUGGAGCCAGAGACAGAGACACAGCAAGUGGAAGCAGAAGCAGAGGCGGAACAAGUGGAGGCAAUCACCGAAGCGGAGCACGAACAAUUGACAUACCCAACAAAUGAUGAUGAAUUGGCGCCAGUUGAUGCUGAAGCUGCCACCGCAACAGAAUCGCAACCAGAAGUUGCCAAUCUUCAUAACGAACAAGAUGAAAAGAAGACAGAGGCAGAGGCAGAGGCAGAGACUGAGACUGAGACCGAAACUGAUGUUGAUGUUGAGGAGGAGCCUAAGUUACAGGAGGUGGAGGAGGAGCAGCCAGAGAAGGCGGUGAAUGAGGAAAAUGCAAAUGCAAUUAAAACGCCCGAAGUGUCGGAAGCAAUUGUACAGCCCCAGGCCGAGAAGGAGGAGACGGAAUCCGAAUCAGAGACUGAGCCAGAGACAGAGACAGAGAAGGAGGUAGAGACAGAGGUAGAGGAAGAGGAGAAGGAGCAGUUGGAGGAUACGGUACCAGUUGACAAUGCUGCUGCUGAUGAAGGUGCUGCUGACUUAAGUCCAAUUAAAACUGAAGCAGAUCAACUAGAGCAGGAAACCACUGAGGCUGUCACAGAAACUGAGACUGAUCAUCAUCAUCAUAAUGAUGAAGAUGCCGCCGCUGCCGAGCUAACCACAGAUGCUCCCCAGCAAGUGGUUAAGGCCGAUGAAGUGGAAGCCGAAGAAGUUGUCACCAGCGCACCAGCGACCAGUGAAAGUGGCGAGAAAGAUGAAAUUGAUAAUAUCAUACAUGGCGCUGAACCAAAUGUGGAUGACAACCAAGAGAAGCCGGAAGAGAUAAAAGAUGCGGAUGAAACACCAUUUGCAGCUGUUGAUGAGCAGGUGGAAGAAUUUGAAGACAAGCUGCAACCGGAGCAGGAGAUUGAGCAGAUAGUCGAAGCCGAACAGGAUUACACGAGCAUAGAGCAUUUGCAGGAACUAGCCCAGGAAGAGGAUAAGAAGCGAGCGGAGGCCCAACUGAGCACAAUCGAAGAGGAAAAAGAAGAGGAGCCAAGCGAAUUGAAAAAAGAAGAACUUCCUCAAGUAGAACAGAUUCAUGAAGAAAAGGAACACGAAGAGCCAAAAGAAGAUGAAAAGAAGGAACAAUUAGAUCAGGUCGAAGAUGAAAAGAUCGAAGAACCGCAAACAGAAGAAGAUGAAAAAACCGAGGAACAUUUACAGGAAGCAAGCGAAUCGUCUACAGAUGCUGCCCCGGUAGAGGAAUCAGUGGCCAAUGAUGAGGUAGAAGAGACAGCAGCAGCUGCUACCGAAGCUACAGCCGCUUCCGAGAACGUUGAGGCACCCAGCGCCAUUGUGAGUGAAGAGCACGAGGAUCAGGAUAAUUUCAAGGAAAGCGAUAGCAUUGCAGAUAUCCUAAGUGAUCUGAUGUUGGAGGGCGAUAGCACUGUGCCCCCGGUGCCAUUUGGUGAGCAACCAUCUCAGACAGUGCCAAUGCACCAGGAGAACACUAACAACGACCAACACAACGAUGACGCGGAGAAGGUAAAGGAGGAGGAACAAGAGGAGGAAGAGAAGAAGGAAGAGGAAGAGGAAGAUGAAGUGCCAGCACAAAUGCCUGCUUUGCUUGAUCUCCUGGCCGAGGCUGAUGAAACCCAUGAUCAUGCUGAAGAACAGCUCCAGCUCCAGGAACAAUCCCAUCACGAACAGCAGCAGCAGCAGCAGCAGGAGAAGGAUGAGGUUGAAUACGAAGAGGAAGACGCUACCACUCCCUUGCCUUCAAAUGAUGAUGAAAUUCCAGAAGUUCCAGUCGAGGACGAAAACAAACCAGAACAGGCACAGGAACAGCAGGAAGAGCAUGAAAAGGAAGAUGAAGAGGAACAGCAAAGUGAAGUAGCCACAGAGUUAGCCAAUGUAGAAGAAGAGGAUCAUACUCUCUCACCUGAGGAGUUACCUUUCGAUCUCUCGGAUCACUCAAAUGCCAUACGUCUGCAGGAAUUGGAAUCGGAUAAUCUAAUUGUAGAAUCAACCACAUUGGAGAUUGAUAACAAUCAUAUUGAAGGAUUAGAAAACGAUAACAUCGUUCAUCAUCAUCAUGAUCAACAGCACGAAGAAGAGGCCACUCCCAAUCCAGCUGAUAUAGUAGAGAUAACCACACAGACAAUGCUGGGCUUGGCUAGUCGCGUCACCCUUAUGGAACCCGCUGCACCGAUAGUCACCACACUGAAGCCAUUAAUGACCAGUUGGACCGAUGAGGAAGCCACACCCGAGCCAAUAGCAAUAAGCUCUUCGUUGGCACCUACCGUGAUGGGUUCCAAGCCCGGUUCGGAAUUGCGCAAACGUGUGGAAUUGGGUUUGGAGGCCAUCUCCUUGGGUCUGCCCUGCUCGACCGAUCGCCAAUGUCAAUUGGCUGAUCCUCAUACCAUCUGCAAUGGACGUGGAGUCUGUGAUUGUGCGGCCAGCGGCGAGGCGGAAGGCAACCAAUGCAGUGCCAAGCAAACGGGUUGCAGUCCAGGAACCUUCCAGUGUCGUUCCAGUGGUGUUUGCAUCUCGUGGUUCUUUGUCUGCGACGGUCGUGCCGAUUGUAAUGACGACUCCGAUGAGGAAUGCUCGCACAAUGCCCGCCUCAAUCAGACCUGUCCCCAGGAAUCAUUCCGGUGCGAGCGCAGUGGUCGCUGCAUCUCACGGGCCGCCCUCUGCGAUGGCCGCAAACAGUGUCCCCAUGGCGAGGAUGAGCUCGGCUGCGAUGGCACUCUCCGUGGCGGCAACACCUGUCCCGAGCACACGUUCCGCUGCAAGAGCGGUGAAUGCCUGCCCGAGUAUGAGUACUGCAAUGCGAUUGUCUCCUGCAAAGAUGGCAGCGAUGAGCCUCCACAUUUGUGUGGCUCCCGGGCCAUGCCCAAUCUCUUUAUGCGACUAAUUGAGGCUGGUGGCCUCUUGAAUGGCGGCAGACGGGAGGCGGACGCCUAUUGUCCGCAUCGUUGUAGCAACGGUUUGUGCCGAUCCACGGCCAUUGUGUGCUCCGGACGAGAUGGCUGCGGUGAUGGCACCGAUGAGCAGACCUGCGCCGUUUGCCGUUGCCCAGCGCCCACGGCUGCCAGUUUGCCUACUUAUUUGGCUCGGCAACGUCCCAUGCCUCUCUGGUAGACACCCACACACACAGACACACAGACACACGAAACACUCACACACACACACACACAUAAUAAUCACUAUCAUGAUCAUCAUGCUAUAUACACUGUCGAUCCUGACGACUCUAACUCCUAAAACUGCCUUUUGAGGAUGUCAACACAGAAACAAUGAACAAUCCUCAAUUGAAUUAUUUAUUGGCACGCCCAUUGGCCAACUUGCUAGCAAAGGGCAGAUGCAAAUCUGUUAGAUAUAUAUAUAUAUAUAUAGA
This is a messenger RNA of Drosophila willistoni, 5406 nucleotides long. RefSeq names its product trichohyalin (gene ImpE1). The record is from RefSeq and is a predicted model, not a curated record. NCBI's taxonomy places the organism in Eukaryota, Metazoa, Arthropoda, Insecta, Diptera, Drosophilidae. Bases 105 to 5153 code for a protein of 1682 amino acids. Gene Ontology annotation, molecular function: protein binding. The transcript is spliced from 6 exons.